Spodoptera litura is the source of this 2448-nucleotide messenger RNA. Its product is annotated as ceramide synthase 6-like. Gene Ontology annotation, molecular function: DNA binding; sphingosine N-acyltransferase activity. Gene Ontology annotation, cellular component: membrane. NCBI's taxonomy places the organism in Eukaryota, Metazoa, Arthropoda, Insecta, Lepidoptera, Noctuidae. Gene Ontology annotation, biological process: ceramide biosynthetic process. The record is from RefSeq and is a predicted model, not a curated record.
CCUGUCACUUUUUCUCAAUGAAGCCGUGAGGAGGUGCUCGUACACAUUGUAAAAAUUGAAUUGGUUUUAAUUAAAUAGUUUUCAAAACAGAAUUACAGUGCCAAUAAUGUUGAGGUAUCUCCUCGAUAAGUUUUGGAAUGAAGAUGUGUGGUUGCCGCCAAAUACGACAUGGGCGGACAUCGCUCCUGGUCCCGAUAAGGCGGUGGUUUACACGGAUCAUACGCACGUUUUCUUUCCUAUACCGUUAGCAUUUGUGUUUAUACUCGUGCGCUACGUGAUAGAGAAGACCAUCAUUGCUCCAUUCGGCACAUACUUGGGUAUCAAAAACACGAAGCCACGACGAGCACCGGAUAACUCUAAGCUAGAGAAAAUCUACAAGGCCUCACCUAAACUAAAACAGCCGGAGAUCUUAGCCAAGAAACUCGAUAUUUCUGAACGAGAGUUGCAACGUUGGUGGCGCCUCCGUCGCGGUCAGGACAAGCCUUCAACCCUAGUGAAGUUCAGUGAAAAUGCAUGGAAAGUCCUCUUCUAUACUUGUAACUUCUCUUUCGGGUUGUAUACGCUGUGGGACAAGGAAUGGCUGUGGGAUAUCGACCAGUGUUAUAUCGGAUAUCCUCAUCAGGGCCUCACUAACGACAUCUGGUGGUAUUACAUGAUAUCAGCAGCCUUCUAUUGGUCGCUGACAUUCUCUCAGUUCUGGGACGUGCGUCGCAAGGACUUCUGGCAGAUGUUCGUGCACCACAUCGCCACCAUCCUACUGCUGUCCUUCAGCUGGGUCUGCAACCUGCACAGGAUCGGGACACUCGUGCUCUUACUGCACGACUGUGCUGACAUAUUUGUUGAAUCUGUGAAGGCGUCUAAGUACGCGAAGUACCAGAAGCUGUGUGACGCGCUGUUCCUGAUGCUGAUUGUAGUAUGGAUCGGUACGCGUGUCGGCAUCUACCCCUUCUACCUUAUUUGGAGUACAUCAAUCCGCGCGCCCAUGUUGCUCCCGAUGUUCCCCGCCUACUACAUCUUCAACUCGCUGCUGUGUCUGCUCCUGGUGCUGCACAUAGUGUGGACCUGGCUCAUACUGCAGAUCGCAUACGUCGCUAUUAAGAUCGGACAGAUGGACGGCGACAUCCGAAGCUCGAGCUCCGACCUGAGCGACAGUCCACACACCUCAAACAACAGCUCGCCCACCCGGUCGAAGAGUAGAAAGGACACGUAGAGUAAUACACGGCAGAACAACACCAGAGUCUAGCGACAAUAACACAGUACUGUGUACCACACAACUAUUGUACAGGAUCAACUCGCUCCGUACUUCACACCAUACAUUGCGACUCCAUACUGAAGUUAGCUGCGAAUAGCGGCGCCACCGUCGCUUUUAGCGUAAGUUCCAUAAUGAAAUUACGUUUUGUGUCUGGUCUCUGUAAGUGGUAAUGGGGAAGAUUGGUCUAAUAAUUUGAUUUGGAGAUUCAGUUGCUAUUUUAUAGAGAAAAAGCUAUAAAAUAGUUAUGUAUUGUUUUGUAUUGAGUAAAUUAACUGCUAUAAUUAUCAAUUGAUACUGAGAUCUCAAUAACAUAAAUAAUUAUAAAUAUAAUAAUUUGGUCUGACAGGAUUUUAAAUUUCUACAGCGCCCGUCAGGCCGACUCGAAUCUUCCCUAUUACCUAGUACAUUACAUUUGAUGAUAUAAUCUGUAUUAAUUUAGAACUUAAUCAGUCGCAAUGGUGUACGGACUUUAGUUCAGUUCAGUAUGUGGCGUAUAGUUAUGUAAUAUAAUUAUUGUAUUUUGUGAGUUAGCUUUGGAUAUGUUGAGGCUUUCUGUAAUUGGGUAGGCAGGCCAGGCUCGGGAUGUUUGGUAAUCGUUAUCUGUGUUUUUUUUAUAGAAUCGAGAGUUUGAUUGACUAUUUUUUCAUAUUGGAGAUGGUAUAUAUUUUUGGUCUAUAUGACUCGUUUUUGUUGGAUUUUAUAUGAAAAUUGUAUCUAUUGUGUCUAAAUCUACAGUUAUUGAGUUUUGACUGUUAAUGAAUAUGGUUUAACUGAAUACCUUCUCCAUUUUAACUCUUCAAACAAUAAUAAACCUUUUCUCUAGUAGAGAAAGUAUAAAUUGAUUUUAUGACCAGUUUAGAUAGUCAAUCUUAUUCUUGUUACCUUUGUGCGAGGGUCCCAUAAGAGUUAAAGAACAAAUUAUUUUAGUUAUAUAAAUAAGGAAACCGUAUGAUAUUAUUAUUGGCUGCAAUGUUACUUAGGUAGGUAUGGUCGAAUAUGUAUGGAAGUAACUGGUUUUUGGUCUAAAGAAAGUUUAUAAGUUAUGUUGGUUCAAAUUCUGAAUUGAUAUUAUAGUAGUUUGAAUACUUACUUGUUUAAUUUCCAAGUACUCAACCGCUACUCAAUUUUAGGUCGCGCAUAUAGUUCUGUGACUAGAAAUUCUUUGUAUAAUGACAGAGAUGCAUAUUUAAGUCAAA